Messenger RNA from Physella acuta, 1625 nucleotides. Its product is annotated as GTPase IMAP family member 9-like. The record is from RefSeq and is a predicted model, not a curated record. NCBI's taxonomy places the organism in Eukaryota, Metazoa, Mollusca, Gastropoda, Physidae. Gene Ontology annotation, molecular function: GTP binding.
UUUAAAAGUUGACAAAUUUACAUCGUCCUGUUCAACGACAGAGAUUUUUAGAAAAUAGUUUUUAACUUAGAAUAUUUCAAUUGAAUGGUUUUCAAAGCUGAAUCCAAAUGAUAAUGUGAAACCAAUGGGUUUAUUUGUGGAUGGGAAGUAGCGAAAGUAGUCCCGUCACUACAAUCAAUAAGGACACGGUGAAUAUUUUACCCAAUUUUCCAGGACCACCAGUUUGCAAUAUUUGUUUUGAAAGUGUUACAGAACGAAUCAUUGUGGAAAGAAGAGAAGAAAUGUCGAGAGCAAACACUCCAUGGACGCCAAGAAUUAACAUUUUGCUGAUCGGAAAAACUGGGAAUGGCAAAAGUUCGACAGCCAAUACCAUAGUAGGAAACAGAAGGUUUCCAGAUCUGUCUUGUGCAUCUCUCGCAAAGCAAAACAUUGACUACCAUAUUAGAGAGUACAAAGGGCGUCGUAUAAAAGUCGUGGAUGGUCUGACAAUUUGUGAUACCAAACUCGACAAAGAACAGUCAGUUAAACAGAUGAUUGAGGACACGCAAUUGGCACUGGCAGCCAAUCCUGAAGGCUAUCAUGCCUUCCUUCUCGUCCUGAAAUACGGUAAUAGGUUUACACGUGAAGAACAAGAAACGGUUCAUAUUUUAAAGAAAAUAUUCGGGGAAAAUUUUGUUCGAGAUUAUUGCAUUUUAAUCAUCACUGGCGGGGAUGUUUUUCAUGCAGAAAUGAAGGCCAGUGGCAUUUUCGGAUAUACCUUCAUAGAGUGGUGCAGUUUUCAAGAAGGCGCCUUUAAGGAUUUGCUUGAUGAAUGCCAACACAGGGUAAUGGUAGUUGACAACACAUGCUCCUAUAAGGACGCAGGACAUUAUGUUGAUAUGUUGAUGAUGUUCAUUGAGGAGUUACUCUGCAAUCGAAAGUACGAUCUGUCUAAAAGAUUUGAGGAAAUUAAAGACACCAUUGUAAUCGAGCUGACGAAUCUGAAAACAACCGAUGAGUCCGCUACAGAAGAGGAAAGUCCUAUGGCUGAUCUGUUACAAGUCUCACACGGCACUAGCGAGACGAAAGAAUUACCACGUGACAAGAUUCUGGGUCACAAUAACACAGUACAUGAAAUACUGGCUAAACAGGAAGAAUUAUCAGGAGGUUUUCGAGAACUAGCUCAAACCUUGGAGUCUCUACAAAAACAGGUUUCUGAUGAAAGCGCUUUCUCUCGCAAGUGUAUUGAAGAAAUGCAACUAAGUCGACAACAUGAAGAAGAAAUGAAAAUUAACUUUGAAACACAGCUAAAAAAUCAAAAAGAGUAUUAUGAAAACCUGAUUGUCGAUAUGAAACAAAAGCAUUAAAAGAGCAAUGCAGAUUUAGAAAAAAUAAUAGAAGACUUCAUUACUCACACAAGUGAACAUAGGUAAUGGGACAAGAAAAACAAACAGCGUGAGAAAAGUUGGAAAACGCGAAGCAAGCAGAGAAAGGAAGGUAUUAAGCGGCUGGAAAAUAUACAAAGACAUUUUUUCUAGAAUUGUAUUAGGGCAUUUAAAAUCUACCAUCUUGUGCACAGUAAUGCCGAACCGUGUUUUGCAUUAUCUAAUUUUACAUCUGAAAUAAAUAAAGUAAUUACCUGCAUA